CGCCGGAGGCUGGUGUCAACACCUGUCAGCGCGAGACUUCGCCGAGAGACGAGCGGCAUCUGGCCGCGCCCUUGCGGUCCUGGACGCUUACGUUAAUGCACUAAAGCUGUUGCUGCUCCCAUCUGUCUUCUCACAAGAAGGCCAAGCUCAUAUCUUUCAUUCAGCGAGCAGACGUGAUCCACUUUCUGCCGCUGACUCUGGUUGGUGGACGGUGGAGAGGACCGUAGCCAGUCAGGUGAGAGCAGGACAGGCGGAAGUGCGCUACACCUUGAAGGAUGAGAGGGAGACGAGAGCGGGUCUUGACGGUCUGUGUGUGUGUGUGAUCGUGGCCUAAUCGCAUUUGCAAGCUUUCUUGUUUUUGUUUUUUUUUUUUUGGUUUUUUUUGUUUGUUUGUUUGUUUUUUUGUUUUGUUUUGUUUUGUUUUGAUUGUUUGGUUUUUUUUUCGCACACACAAAGUUGACAGUCAGAUACACCGAAAGGACUGUCCAGCUGACAGACAUAGCCCCCACCACCAAUGAGAGAUAGGUUCAAACUUUAAUCGGAUGCUGCACUUGCUGUGCGUCAUCUAACGGCACAAGGAUGCAGGUGGAUCGGAUGCAGCGUGGUUCUCUGCGUCAAGCUUGAGUGCUCACCCGUGUUUACGGCUACUCUUGUCACGGUCCUAGCCCCUACUCCUCCCAACUCCUACCUCCACACCCUAUCCCCAGUCUCGCUGUCCCCCGGCCUCCUGCGAGAUAAGACGUGAUCUCACGUGGCGACGUACACCUUAAAGGCGAAGGUGGAGUUCACGUUCCGUGCACCAACCCCUACCCAUCCACUCCACCCGCCCCCAACCCCCCCAACCCGCUAUUUCCCUCUGCCUAGCAGCACGAAAGGGGGGCAAGCUAGCGUGGUCUGUUUUUUUUUUUUUCGGCGAAGCUAAAGACAAGGGGACAUAACAUUAGGAGGGAGGAGAAGAGGUGUGCGUGUGACUGUCGGCCCGAGUCAAAGAGUGGACGGCCACGGUGUGGAGGAGUUGCACGGUGAGGUCUGUCGUGUUCACACAGCCACGGUCCCACACAUUACAUGCUGCACAAGCACGAGUGACCAAAGGACAAACUUUGAACAAAAGGACUCGCGUGGGAGGGACAUUGGAGGGACCUUGAUGGUCGGAUCUGUGUCAGACGCCCACACCUGAACCGUCACGCGUUCUGGAACUGCAGGAGUUCACGUGUUACGGCUGAGUGCGCACGCCCGGGGUCAGGAGGUCAGGCGAUCGAUAAGCAAGUCUGGUGGCGCGUGGCGGCUGAUGCUGUGUCUGCUGCUGAUGCUGAAAUCUUCUGAGUUCCUCCUGGUAUUCUGAGACUAGGUCACCCCCGUCACGGCUGGCAGAAUAUAGAACUCAAAUUCCGACUGUUGUCGGCGUCGCAGCACCGCCAGCCCACAGAGGAUAGCUUACUGCAAGCCAUGCCAUCAGCGAGUCCCCUGUACAAUCAGUUUCCAAACGGUUUGGUCGAUCCAGAUUGUCCGUACCGAUACCCAGGCAGCGGGGACCAUGUCCCGUUCUCCGGCUGCCCGGUCCCCACAGACGCAGUGACCGGUGGAGGAUCCAAGCUGCCCGCCGAGUACGAUCCCUUUAAAUACCUGUCCGCCAUGACAGAGCAGAGCCUGUCGGACAGCUUCCCGUCCCAGUCGACUCACGCAUGCGCGGCCGCCGCCAGCGGCUCCCAGUUCCUGUUCAACCAGAGCGCACAGAUACACGGCGGCUACCAAUGCACUGCCACGUCACCUCCGGCCGCCACGUCAUCGUCGCAGCAGUUUUUCGCGUCACAGUCGCCAGGGUGCUGCAUGUACUCCUCGGAGAAUUCGCCUCACGCGCAGCGGAUGGGUGGCUUCACGCCGGGUGGCACGGACGCAGAGGGCUUCGGCAUGUCACAGACCGUCCGAGGAGCGGGAGGAGGCGGGGAUCCCCCAGCCUGCAAGAAGAACUUUCUCUGUUCGACGGAAGAGCUGAUGGAAAGCGGUGACAGUGACAGCCUCCUGAGCUGGACCAGGCAACAUCCGGAACACUGGUCCCGGGCUGAAGUGCUUGACUGGCUCUUCUUCGUGGCGCAGGAGCGCGGUCUUCGACAUGCAAGAUUUCAGAGGCGAGGCCUUUCAGUCUCUGACCGGAAGUCAGCUUUGUCACAUGACCAUGGACGACUUCAUGCUCCUGGAACCCAAAUACGGAAUCCUACUUUAUCAAAUGCUCAAAAAAUUACUCAGUGGAGUGUUGUUUUCGAAACCGGCAGAAAAUCAGAAUCUGCAAGCAGCUGGGGACUGCACAGACCUGUCGCCAUACUCAGCAGUGUCAUGUGACUCGUCACGUGACUCUCCGGACGCGGCUACGUUUCAAGGUUACCUGAUCCCACGCAAGCCUUGUCCAAACUUCUCGGCGCACGAAAAUUAUUGGAAACAGGAGAGGACAGAGUGGAAGCCUCAACGAACUGACCCUCUACAGUCUGACGUCAUCGACAUCGACUCCUACAUCGAUUUCGACCCCACAGAGGCGCCCAAACAUC
Molecule: messenger RNA, 2540 nt
Organism: Pomacea canaliculata
Lineage: Eukaryota; Metazoa; Mollusca; Gastropoda; Architaenioglossa; Ampullariidae
Exons: 6
Coding region: 1447-2337 (296 amino acids)
Source: RefSeq, a predicted model, not a curated record